Molecule: messenger RNA, 2081 nt
Organism: Neogale vison (American mink)
Lineage: Eukaryota; Metazoa; Chordata; Mammalia; Carnivora; Mustelidae
Gene: CPZ
Product: carboxypeptidase Z
Exons: 11
Coding region: 1-1977 (658 amino acids)
Biological process (GO): proteolysis
Molecular function (GO): protein binding; metallocarboxypeptidase activity; zinc ion binding
Source: RefSeq, a predicted model, not a curated record
AUGCCGCCCCCGCCGCCGCCGCUGUUGCUGCUGCUCCUCGCCGCGCUGGCCGCCGCCGCCCGGCCCGGGUGCCCGCUCGCCCGGGGGACCACCGGUGACUGUCACGGGCCAUGGGCUGCAGACAGUGCCACGUGCGUGGACAUGCCACUCAGGACCUGCAGCGACGUGGCCUACAACCAGACGGCCUUCCCCACGCUGCUGGAGCACCGGUCCCGGGAGGCGGUGGAGGCCAGCUCCGAGUACAUCCUGCUGAGUGUCCUGCACCACCUCCUAGAGGGCCAGUGCAACCCGGAUCUGCGGCUGCUGGGCUGUGCCGUGCUGGCCCCCCGCUGCGAGGGUGGCCGGGUGCGCAGGCCCUGCCGGCACGUGUGUGAGGGGCUGCGGGAGGCCUGCCAGCCCGCCUUCGAUGCCAUCGACAUGGCCUGGCCCUACUUCCUGGACUGCGGCCGCUACUUUGCAAGCGUGGAGGAGGGCUGCUACGACCCCCUGGAGAAGCUGCGAGAAGGCCUGGACGUGGAGGAGGCACUGCCCUCGGGCCUCCCGCCGACCUUCAUCCACUUCACACACCACUCCUACGCACAGAUGGUGCGCGUGCUGCGGCGGACUGCGGCCCGCUGUGCCCACAUCGCCAAGACCUACAGCAUUGGCCGGAGCUUCAAUGGCAAGGAGCUGCUGGUCAUCGAGUUCUCGGCCCAGCCCGGCCAGCAUGAACUGAUGGAGCCUGAGGUGAAGCUCAUCGGCAACAUCCAUGGAAAUGAGGUGGCGGGGCGGGAGAUGCUCAUCUACCUGGCCCAGUACCUGUGCACCGAGUACCUGUUGGGCAGUGCCCGCAUCCAGCGCCUGCUCAACACCACACGCAUUCAUCUGCUGCCCUCCAUGAACCCCGACGGGUACGAGGUGGCGGCUGCUGAGGGAGCCGGCUACAAUGGGUGGACAAGCGGGAGGCAGAACGCGCAGAACUUGGAUCUGAACCGCAACUUCCCUGACCUGACGUCCGAGUACUACCGGCUGGCUGAGUCCCGCAGCGUGCGCAGUGACCACAUCCCCAUCCCGCAGCACUACUGGUGGGGUAAGGUGGCGCCUGAGACCAAAGCGAUAAUGAAGUGGAUGCGGACCACCCCGUUUGUGCUCUCAGCCAGCCUCCACGGGGGGGACCUUGUGGUGUCCUACCCCUUUGACUUCUCCAAGCACCCCCAGGAAGAAAAGAUGUUUUCUCCCACGCCCGAUGAGAAGAUGUUCAAGUUGCUGGCCCGGGCCUAUGCUGAUGUGCACCCCAUGAUGAUGGACAGGUCGGAGAACAGGUGUGGUGGCAACUUCCUGAAGAGGGGCAGCAUCAUCAAUGGGGCAGACUGGUACAGCUUCACUGGAGGCAUGUCCGACUUCAACUACCUGCACAGCAACUGCUUCGAGAUCACGGUGGAGCUGGGCUGCGUAAAGUUCCCCCCGGAGGAGGCCCUCUACACACUCUGGCAGCACAACAAGGAGCCGCUCCUGAACUUCAUGGAGACGGUGCACCGAGGCAUCAAAGGUGUGGUGAUGGACAAAUUCGGCAAGCCGGUCAAAAACGCCCGGAUUGUGGUCAAGGGCAUCCGCCAUGACAUCACCACAGCCCCAGAUGGUGACUACUGGAGACUGCUGCCUCCGGGGUCCCACAUCGUCAUAGCUCAGGCACCCGGCUACUCCAAGGUCAUCAAGAAGGUCACCAUCCCUGCCCGGAUGAAGAGGGCUGGCCGCGUGGACUUCAUUCUCCAGCCUCUGGGCACCAGACCCAAGCAGCUCCUCCUCGGGCCACGGAGAAGUGGGUCUGGACUCCGAGACCCGCCAGGAGGUGCCAGUCGGUAUGGGGAGCCCGAGGAGCCUGGCCAGGAGCCCCUCGGGGGGCGGAGGCAGCCCUCUGUGGGUGGGAGCAAGCCCUGGUGGUGGUCUUACUUCACGUCCCUGAGUGAGCACAAGCCUCGCUGGCUUCUCAAGUACUAGCUGAACCCCCACCCCAGCCCAGAGGAUCCAGGCUCUUGACUUUGUCUUCCGAAGACACCCUGUAAAGCUGUUUCUGUUUUAUUAAAGUCACUUUAUUCACUGUC